Dalotia coriaria is the source of this 2628-nucleotide messenger RNA. RefSeq names its product lost and found (gene loaf). NCBI's taxonomy places the organism in Eukaryota, Metazoa, Arthropoda, Insecta, Coleoptera, Staphylinidae. The record is from RefSeq and is a predicted model, not a curated record. Gene Ontology annotation, molecular function: protein binding. The coding region runs from base 1081 to 1968 and encodes 295 amino acids. The transcript is spliced from 8 exons.
UUCGGCAUGUUGUCAUAUUAUCAUUGAUUUUUUCGCGAGAAUAUUGAGUUCGGUUGAGUGUGUGGUUGAGAUUUUUCUAAUUCCGCGUACAAUUACGCAGAUUAUACAUUAAUGCAACAUGAGUACGCACUUGAAAUACUUGUUAUUAGUGUUUUUAUCUACUAUAUUCACGUAAUAACAAAAUAACAACAUUAUCUAUCUGUUUUUCUCUUCGGAAUAUUAUUUAAUAUUGUUUUAUUGUAUUAUUAAAUAAGUAUAAUACCCAACAUUACUUAUUAAAUAUUAAAUAAUUAACUAAAUAGUUAUUAUCUCGUAAUAACAAGUGUUGUUAUACGUAGGAACAAAAAAUAACAAGAUAUUGAUAUUAAAAAUCAAGCAAAUUGUACACAUUUUGCCGUUUUAUUGAGUUUAUAGUUAAAAUGAGGCUAUACUAUAUUUCAUUGCGUGAUUUUAACAUUUUUAAUAUUCCUAACUGCCCACGAGUUACUUCCGGUCGUCGUUUCCGCUCUUACAUUGUAUUCGCAUGACUGCUUUCAUUUAUUCAAAUACCUAUGCAAUGUCUACGUAUUUCAUGUGUGGGGUUUACGCAUUACCACACAUGCAAUAUAUGUACACAACUAUGUACAUACUCUACCAUACUACCAUAAAUACAAGUGGUAUUCAGUGUUUGCUGUUAGCAUUGAACGUAAGUUGAUUGUAUUUACAUUCGUUUUAUGCAUAUAGGCGAUAGAUACGAGUAUGUUUUGCGCGCCGAGCGUUGAUUGGCCAAUGAAAGAAGGCACGACGCGCGUCACUCCAAGCGGUUACUAGUUGAAAGGUCAUAAGAUCAUCGCGAACGUUUGAUUUGUGUUAGGGGACAAGAUUAGGCAUAUUGUGGUCAAUAAUGCAAACUGCAUUAAAAUUCACACGUAGGCAUUUAUUCCAAUGUUGGAAUUUAAAGUAAAUUGUUGUGUGGUGUAAAAUGUAAAUCGUGUAAAUCAUGUGGUUUUGAAAUUUGCAGUUGCAUAUUGUGUGGGAUUUGAAAUUCACCACAGAUCAAGGUGUGUCCAAGGAUAAACCAUAAACAUCAACAUCAUCAAGAUGAUCACACAGUGUACUCAUAAUUUUCCCAACAAUUCUAUGCAAGCACUAUGCAAAAACCACUUCCUACAGCAGUUGUAUCGCAAGAUAGAUGGCGCUGUGUUGUGGUCUCAGAACGAACGCAACCUGGACUGCAUUAUCACCUUCCAGACGCACUCGAUCCUGCAGCGUUUCAUGCUGCGCUUCGACUUCCUCCAGCUGGACUGCAACGAUCACCUCUACAUCUACGACGGCGCGCAUGCUGUCGGCACGUACAAGUUUGAUCUUUCGUGUCGCAACACGAAGCAGAAUCUCGGCGCAAUGUUCACGCGCACCAAUUACGUGACGCUCAAGUACGUCACGGACAACUGGGGCACCGACUCCAACGGUUUCAAGCUCGUCAUCACGGCUGUUAAGGAUCCGAAACAUGCCUGCACCGAAUUCCGCUGCAACCUGCGCGAAUUCUGUAUCGCCAAUGAUCUCAUCUGCGACAACAUCAAUCACUGCGCGGACGGUUCCGACGAAGUAGCCAGUACUUUAUGUCAGAACAGCGAUACCGGAACCAUCCUAGGCAUGGAGAUGACUUGGUUUGUCGUGGUCAUAGUGAGCACCCUAUUGGUUCUCCUGGUGUUUAUCGUCGCCAUAUCAAUAUGCCUUUGUAAGAAGGGUCUUGGGGGCAGGAAUAACGUCCAACAACAAAACUAUUCACUGCAACAAAUGUAUGGUGGAUCGAAUGGUGCGAUGAAGCCCGGCUCAAUGACAACGCUGCCUGCGGGAGGUGGCGGUGGUGGCAUGGGUUUGGGCGGCGGCGGCAAUUGCAAUCAGGGAAACUGGUGCCGCCCUGCGGGCCCACGAGGGUUCCGAAUCAGCACGCCGGUCCGGGUCCGCCUCUACUGCCAGGCAAAGUGAGGCACACGUCCGCCAACGGCGGCGACGCCGACCUCGUCGUCCAGAGCCAAAAGGACGAGUGGUUUGUCUAGCAGCAGAGGUGUAUCCGGUAUUUUAACCGGCAGCCUGCAGGGUGUAUCGACCGGAGUGAAGAACCCAACGCUCCGGCAAUCACUACAAGAUCUAAAUAUAUAUUAUGCAACCACAACAACAGUAUGCAAAACCAUCAAGUUUUUAACUUAAUCAAGCGCGCGGAAGCAGCAACUCUUCUUCAAACCGCAAAGUGUAAGUUAAUAAAAUAUCUUUCCGCCAACACAACCCCCUCAACCCCCCCCUUUUAAAAACCCAAUACUCUACCCAACAACCCCCAAAAACUUUUUAAUUGCUAAAACACGAAUAUAAACGAAUACGAAAGUGACAAACAACUUAAAUCAUAUAUAGUCAUAUUAGAGCGAGAGCCAGUGACGGCCAGACUUUCGUCAUUUUAGGAAAGAUGAAAUUUUGUCCAUGUGUUUCUCCAACACAGGUAAGAACGAUCCCCAAUUAUGAAACCUGGAUCGUGGUUCCUUUGGCAGUUAACAGCCAACAAAGAUGUACACAUGAUGACCUAUGUUUCGUUAUUUUAGCAAACUCCAUUUUUGCAUAUUUUGUUCGUCACAUUAUUAUAACAUGCGCUGCUCA